CCGGCGCUUCGGGAGAUCUCCCGGUUCUCCCGAUGUACAGUCCGGGCCUGAAUGGUUGUGUCGCUCAAAUCGAAAGUAAAAGUCCCCCGGGGGAGAACACUUUAACUUAGCUUCUGAACUGCCGACCACAUCCAGCCAUCUGAAAACUUUAACGUCUAUUCUGCGCACUAAUUUGAUAAUGAAGAGGAACAUAAUCGGGAUUUUGGUGAUGAGUUUGUCGCUUGGCGCCUCGCUCGCAGGACAAGACUAUGAGAUUAACUCUACCGAGGAAGUGAGGGCUGUAGUUGGCGAAAACAUUACUCUGCCGUGUCAAACCGAGCCCCCGAAAGAUUUGCAAUCUCUGACAGUGGAGUGGAAAAACAACGAGAGCUACGUCCACCUUUACAGAAACGGACAGGAUGAUCAUGAUGAACAGCACCAUCAAUACAGACACAGAACAAUCCUCUCCCAUGAGGACCUGGUCAAAGGAAAUCUGUCACUGAAACUACUCCAUGUACAGCUGAGCGAUCAAGGAAAGUACACUUGUGCUGUUGCAAAGCUGUCAGAGAAGGAAAAGAUCACCAGAGGUCAUGUCUCCCUCAUUGCUCAGUCUCAGCUGAUUGGUCCUCCUCAGCAAAUAGUGGCGAUAGUUGGUGAUGACAUCAUCCUACCGAGCCACCUGGAACCUGCUGUGGAUGCUUUUGACAUGAUAGUGGAGUGGACGAGACCUGACCUGGACCACAGAUUUGUCCUUCAGUGGUAUCACGGUUGGGAGCUUGAGCAUAAAAAACAUCCAUCCUACGAUGGCAGAACGUCUCUGUCCCUGGGCAAACUGACGAAUGGAGACGUUUCACUGAAACUCUCUGAAGUGAAACUCUCUGAUGAAGGAAAAUACAGAUGCUUCAUCCCUUCACUGGACAGAGAAUCUAUAGUUGAGCUUGUUGUUGUACAAGACUAUGUGAUUAAAUCUACUGAGGAAGUGAGGGCUGUAGUUGGUAAAAAUGUCACUCUGCCGUGUCACACUGAGCCCCCGAAAAAUUUGACAAGUCUGACAGUGGUGUGGAAAAAAGGCGAGAGCUUUGUCCACCUUUACAGACAUGGACAGGAUGACCAUGAUCAACAGCACCAGCAAUACACAAACAGAAUCAUCCUCUCCAGCGAGGACCUGGCCAAAGGAAAUCUGUCACUGAAACUACUCCGAGUACAGCAGGACGAUCAAGGAAAGUACACCUGUGCUGUUAUGAAGCUGUCAAAUAAGGCAAUGGUCACCAGCGGUUUUGUCUUCCUCAUUGUGUCAGACGGAGGAGAAGCCAAAAACAACUGGUCAACAAUCAAAGGAGAGAAAACUAAGCUUGGCUCUGGGAUUGCCGUUGCCUGCGUUAUUCUCAUCCCUGGUAUUGGUGUUGCUGUCUAUCUGUGGAAAAAACGUGAAGCCCGAAGAGCAGCGCAAGAGCCAGGAAGAGGAGGAGGAGAUGGCAGCACUGAGGCCGCAUUCAAAGCAGCGCCACCUUGUGGCUGA
Molecule: messenger RNA, 1498 nt
Organism: Myripristis murdjan (pinecone soldierfish)
Lineage: Eukaryota; Metazoa; Chordata; Actinopteri; Holocentriformes; Holocentridae
Product: CD276 antigen-like
Exons: 8
Coding region: 179-1498 (439 amino acids)
Biological process (GO): regulation of cytokine production; T cell receptor signaling pathway
Cellular component (GO): external side of plasma membrane
Molecular function (GO): signaling receptor binding
Source: RefSeq, a predicted model, not a curated record